CAUUGCUUUUUGUUUUUAAAUGUUUCAGUUUGGUGAUGCAGGACUUCAGUUGAUAUCUGAGCACCUGGUCCGUCUUCAAGUCCUCAACCUGUGUGAGACCCCAGUUACAGAUAAAGGACUCAUCUGUCUGGCUGCUUUGAAGAAUUUACGAAAAUUAAAUUUGAACAGUACCUGCCUUUCAGCUCUGACCUUUGAAGGUCUCAAGGAGAAACUUCCUGCCCUCCAAGAAUGUGACGUCAGAUACACUGAAGCAUGGUGAGAACCCUGAUGCUGCCACAACACCCCCUGGGACAUCAGCAAAUCAAAUUUACAGGUGGAAUAAGCAGAAGCAGAUACAAGCUACAAGAACCUUGUUACACCUUCACAUACCAAUGCCUCUGUCUCUAUGGCAACGGUUUGAAAAAAAAAAAAAAAUGUUCUUUCCAUGGUAGCAACCAUAAACAUUUCUUUUGGUGACUAUAAAUCGAAGACUCUAGUCCUAAAGGUUCUUGAGUCAAAUGUGACUCGUGCAGUUUUAGCAGUCGAGUCUUCAGUCAAAAAAUAAAAACAAAAUAAACAAGACAAAAACUGGAAAAGACUUUCACAAAACUUUCUAUGGCAACUAUAGAAUUUUCUCAUGGCAACGACUAUAUUUCCAUAGCAACGCAACUAUCUCCAUGGUGACUCAUAUAUCUGCAUGGCGACGCAACUAUCUCCAUGGUGAUCCAUAUAUCUCCAUGGCAACAUCAAAUUUUUCCCAUUGUAUUAUCAAUGUACUCUAUAGUGACUUAUCAAAUGUCAACACAGUCUCCUUGGCAACCACCAACAACAUCACUAGGGCAAACCCCCAACACGACAUUGUUUCUAUGGCAAUGCUGACAUUUGUUUCUAUGGUAAUGUCUGCUUUGUGUCCAUCUAUGCCUGCCAAAUCAUUAACCUUUUUUUUUUUGUUUUUUGUUUGUUUUUUCUCCAUGGCAACCUCAUAUUCUCGUUGGCAACAUUAAACUCUCCUUCAUUUACACCAAUGUUACCAUAGCAACUCCAACUACUCCAUGACAUCAUCUGUUCCAUGACAACAGUUACUGUCCCCCAUGACAACACGGUAUCACCUCUAGCAACCCCCCAACAUCAUCACUAUGGUUACCAACACCGGCAUAUCUCACUCCCACACACCCAUUUGAAAUCUUUGCUUCCGUGGUGACAUAUAUUGUAUCCAUGGUAACAAGUGUAUGUCCCAUGGUGUUCAAGAACCAUUCAAACACUUCCUGUUGUUGUUGUUGUUGUUGCUGCCAACAGUCCAGUUUUCAAGAGAAAGCCUUGACAUCAGUUUUGUAAUUAAGUUUCUCGUUUAGAUGUUUUCAGGUUUCAUUAUCUGCUCAAAGACAUGUGUUCCAAUAUUAAGGGUUUAGCUACAUGUUUCACUAAGCAUGUUGACUUAUUAUUAUUAUUAUUACUUUUAUUAUUAUUAGGAGAGUAUUGUAGUUCGCUUGAAGCAUUGUGUAUUGCAUGUAAAGAAUAAAAAGUUUUGAACGGUACAAGAAUGCACUAUAAUACCAAAAAAAUGGACUAUAUACCUGUUGUAAUUUAGUUAUCCAUAGUCCAAUGAUAUUUCGGAAUUACAAUUCCUUCAUCAGAUAUUCUUAGAUGGAGUCACUGCUAUAAUCGGUUUUCCAUCUAAGAAUAUCUGAAGAAGGAAUUGUAUUCUGAAAUAUCAUCACACUAUGGAUAACCAAAUUACAACAGGUAUAUAGUCCAUUUUUUGUAUUUUUAUUUUUAUCAUUAUCAUUAUUAUUAUUAUUAUUAUUAUUAUUAUUAUUAUUAAUGUAGGGAGCUGGCAGAAUUGUUAGCAAGUUGGAUGAAUUGCUUAGCAGCAAUUUGUCCAUCUUUACAUUCUGAGUUCAAAUUCUGCUGAGGUGAACUUCGCUUUUUAUCCUUUCGGGGGUUGAUAAAAUAAGAACUAGUUGAACAAUGUGGGUCGAUAUAAUAAACUUACAUUUCACCUGAAAUUGCUGGCCUUGUGCCUAAAUUUGAAACCUUUAUUGUUAUUAUUAUCAUUAACCCUUUUGUUAGCAUUUUUCUGUUGAGAUGUUCUGUGUUUCUUUCAAUUAAUUUUAAAUAUAACAAAGAAUUUAGUAAAAUAACUUAGUUAUCAUUAAGCUAGUGUUAGGAACAUAAAUUGUGACUAAAGUUUGAUGGAAGAUUUUAAUUCAAAACUUAUGAAAAUAAGACAUUUGUACUACAGAGAGCCAGAGGUGGUUUCAACCAGGUUGGUACCAAAGGGGUUAAGAAUUGUUUCUCUAUUAUAUAUUUUGACCCUUUUGUUACCAUAUUUCUGUUGAGAUGUUCUGUGUUUCUUUCAAUCAAUUUUAAAUAUAACAAAGAAUUUAGUAAAAUAACUUAGUUAUUUAUCUAAGAUUUG
Molecule: messenger RNA, 2398 nt
Organism: Octopus bimaculoides (California two-spot octopus)
Lineage: Eukaryota; Metazoa; Mollusca; Cephalopoda; Octopoda; Octopodidae
Product: C-Maf-inducing protein
Source: RefSeq, a predicted model, not a curated record